ACAUAAUUGAUUUUACGUUUUUGUGACUUUUAUGUGUGAUUAUAAAUUUUAACUGUAAUGUGUACUUUCGCUAAGUUUGUAAGUUCAGGAAACAUUUUAUCCACUAUUUGCGUUAUAUCGAGGAUUAACGGUACCUCGAGCCCACAUCAGUUUGUUUAUUACAGUCUUGUGACUGGAUCAGUGUCUUGUGGUAAAUGACAGGCACGAUCCCGCAUUUUAGAGUCGGUGCCAGCUUUACCAUAUGUUUUGCUCUGUAAAGAUGCCAAUGCAUGCUUUAGCAGGUGAUGACAUUUACGCGACCAAUGAAAUAACGCGUAACAAAUGCCUUCUGUCGCCAUUUGCGUUUACGCCAUUUGUUCUCCGAAGGGGGUAUAAUAAGUCAAAUCCGAUAUUCCUGAAUACCGUUUGAUUUAUACGGGAAAGUGUCUAUUGUAUUGAAAACAAAUCAGAUGUCUUUGUAUGAAAUAAAAGCACAAUAUCUGCGUUCACAAUGAGUGGAUAGUGGUGGUAUGACAUAGAUGCAUUCACAGUGAUGCUGUUUAUCCCGUCCCAGCCUCGGAGGGAAGUCAACAUCUAAACCUUCUGCUACAGUUAGCCGCUGGUGCCUGGCUCUAUUUGAAGAGAAUCUGAGAGGCGUACUUUUAAUAUUGGCGUUAUUUUUGGCUCGGAUACUUAUUUCAACACGAGAUGAGGGUGACCUAAGCUCCCCUAUCUCACCGAUUGCGCGCCUAUGGCGUGCGGCAACAGACUAUAUCUCUCUAACGCAAGGAUGAUGGUGUCAUGGCGUUUGCUUCCACGAAAUUCCGAGAUCUUGUAGACUCUAAAAUGCCACCGGUGUCGCAAGGCAAAGGAGCGAAACGCAAAGGAAAACGUUCUGAUGGCAGUUUUUCGGAUAGUUCUAACAGCUUUAUCAGACAGGGUUCUGCUGACUCCAACUACAGCCAGCCUUCCUCCGACCUCUCCCUGGAUGAAGAACGGGAGACACUGCGGCGAGAGACGGAGCGACAAGCACUGGCCCAACUGGAAAAAGCCAAAACCAAGCCAGUAGCUUUUGCCGUGAGAACCAAUGUGUCUUACGAUGGGUCCCUGGAUGAUGACUCGCCUGUCCAUGGGUACGCAGUGUCUUUUGGGGUCAAGGACUUCCUCCAUAUCAAAGAGAAAUUCAAUAAUGACUGGUGGAUAGGGCGUUUAGUAAAGGAGGGGUGCGAUGUUCGCUUCAUCCCCAGUCCAGCCAAGCUGGAGAACCUCAAGCUGCAGCCAGGCGGCGGUGGGCGCACAGGAAAACUCUACACAAGCAAAACCAACUCUUCCUCUAACAUUGACAACCUGCUCGCCAACUCCAAGUCUUCUAUACGUGGGUCUACACCACCUACUCCAGGUUUAGAAGAUCAGAAUGGCUUGGACAGCAAUCUUGGAGAGGAUAGUGACAGUCUUGGUAAAACCAGCAAAGCGAACAUUACACCACCGGCAAAAGAAAAGCGAAAACCUUUCUUUAAAAAGUCUGAAAGCAUUCCUCCAUAUGAAGUUGUGCCUUCAAUGCGGCCUGUCGUGCUGAUUGGGCCCUCCCUGAAAGGGUACGAGGUGACGGACAUGAUGCAGAAGGCACUGUUUGAUUAUCUCAAACACAAGUUCGAGGGAAGGAUAAUCAUCACUCGUGUGACAGCUGACAUUUCACUAGCUAAGCGUUCACUUCUCAACAACCCCAGCAAGAGAGCAAUCAUGGAGAGAGCAAACAGUCGGGCUGCUGGGCUAGCUGAAGUACAAGCUGAGAUUGAGCGGAUAUUUGAACUGGCCCGAACCCUUCAACUGGUUGUGUUGGACUGUGACACGAUUAACCAUCCAUCUCAGUUGGCAAAAACAUCUUUAGCUCCAAUUAUUGUUUAUGUCAAAAUUUCAUCACCAAAGGUACUACAGCGAUUAGUCAAGUCAAGAGGUAAAUCCCAGAGUAGAAAUAUGAAUGUUCAACUUGUGGCUGCUGACAAAUUGGCGCAAUGUAGUCCCGAAAUGUUUGAUGUGAUUCUGGAUGAAAACCAGCUGGAUGAUGCUUGUGAUCAUCUGGCUGAGUUUCUGGAAGCUUACUGGCGUGCCACCCAUCCUCCCACCCUCACCCCUGCCUCCCCCCUCCACCCCCACAGGACUAUGCCCCAGUCCCCUACGGGACCCCUGUCCAGGCACAACACAGUGCCUGCAGGUGUCUCCCACAGUCGUUCAGGCAGUCUGGAGCGCCACCGGCGACCAGCGUCACCAGAGCGUCGCCAUGAGCACGACCGAGAUGCCAGGUUACGGGAUGUUCACGACUAUGACCGUGACUACCAGUCACGUGACUAUGACACGAGGGGGGGCAGGGACUACGGAAGGGGAGAUCCUCGUGACCAACGUUCUCACGACUAUGAUUCACGGAGACACGCUCGGGAUUAUGAGCACCAUAUAGACUCGCGAGAUAAACUCCAUAGCUCUCCGCGGAAUAAAAAUUACCCGCCUUUGCAGGGAAGUAUAGACAUCUAGCAUUGGAUUUGUGCAAUUUCUGAUGGAGUUGGUUCUUGGAGUAUCCAACUACUGGUUGUUUGUUUAUGGAUUACCACAUUUUAAUGUGAUGCAAUCUGUUUUCUCUCCUUUGUCAAACUUGAUAUCUUGUGGGAGCGGCUGUGUGACUUACACCAGUAAGGACCCAGGAUUAUUCCAGCAAACCUUCAUGGAGUGGAGUGACCUUUGACCUUUGGAGUGUAAAUUGCAUAUAGCAAGCUCGACUUCACCACUUGUUGUGCAUAAUGAACUGUGUACGUACUUUGGUACUCUGCAGCCAAAGUGGUUUAUUUGAAAAAAGGUUUUUUGCUCAAAUCUCUUUAGCUCUGUACACUUGUGUGUUAUGGGAAAGUUUGUGAGCCCACAUUUUUUAGCUCCAGAAAUGGGGAACUUUCUAAUUUCUUUUGUUUUCUUAAUGUUUUAGAGUGCUUGAAAUUUGAACAAAUCUUUUUGUAUCAGAAGCAUAGCAUCAAAUGUUUUCAUUGGACAAGUGAGAUGUACCAGUUCUAUACUCCCAGCAUCUACACAAGACUUCGCGAAAGUCUGUCAUUUAUAACAUUUGAUCUCUUUGCAUUAAUUACAUAUUGAAGUAUCUCUCCAUAUGAAAGUUUUGUAUAAUAUUGGAAUAACCUCUUACUCCUGUUAAGUGCUAUGCUUCAAGGUAUCAUUUUAAAACCAAAAAAAGCCACAAUAAAUGGCAAGGGCAAAGAAUGUUAUUAUAAUGCAUUUUUGUGAUUUAAAUUGUUUCCAGUUUGUUCAUUGAAUUUUAAAUCUCGAUAUUUCCAAAUAGAAUAUUAAUUCCCAAAUCUCUUUAGUGUAGUCCUUUUUUUCUGCAGAGAGUUUCCAUAUAUAAACAUGCUGUUUCCUUUUGAACUGAAUUGUUACAUGCUACACAUGAAUUCAGGCAUAAGCUGCCAGUGGAACUCCUUCAGAUGCUCCCUCAUGAAUAUUCAUGAAGUUAAUGACCAAAGAUAAGAAAGCUAUGUCAGAGGUUUCACAAAACCUUGUACUGGUAGACAUUUGGUUCACAGAGGAAUCUGCCUGAGAAUCGUCUGGUGCAAUUUCUCUGAUGCAGAAAAGGAUUAUUAUGGGAAGAAGAUUUCAGUGUAGGUGGAUCAUAUUUCCAGGAACUUUUUUCUUAUUUGUUAACAUUACUUAGUACUGAAGAAUUUUGUGCACUGGUAGAGGUUUAAAUCUGAUCAAGACAAUGAAUUUGUUGUAUAUUUGCUCUGAAGUUGUUCCAUAAUAUUUAUGCAGCACUUACGGACUUAACUCGGGUUACUAAUGAGUAUCAAGCUUGAAUAGGCUUUCUUUAUAGUUUCACAUUAUUUGAAGGAGGUUGAAGUUUUCCAGGAAUGUUUUCACUGUGUAAAGAAUUGUGUUUGUGAUAUUUCAAGGUUAUCAGAUUGUGUUAAGUUCUCAAAAUAACAUUGUUGUGUGGAUGUAUUGAAGUUCCUGACUGGUUGUCAGCAGUAGGGUGAAAGAAAACACUGAUAUUAUUCCUGAAUUGGUACGGAUCAAGUAGGCAUUGUCAAAUAAUUUCAAAAUGUAGCUGGUAGUUUUGAAAGCACACGACUAUCCCUUUGAUGGAAACGCAUCAACUGAGAUCAUUUAAGUAAUAUCAUUAGGCAUAUGGUGAUGUGUAUCACAGGUAUAGACUUGGAUAUUAUUUAUUAGUCAGUAAUACUGUUACCAGCUCAAGACAAUGAUAUUUAUUGGUUUGUAUAUGUAAUUGCUUUCAAUUCACUGAUCUAUUCCAAGCUGUUCAGGACCAAAUGAUGCGCACAAGAAACUUAGGAAAUCUUACUCAAGCUUAACAUUAGUUGUGUGUUCUUUGUUUCUCUUCCAUAUAUUUAUCUGAGGUAGAUGCUCAGCUGUGCAGAUUGGUCAGCCUUGUGCAUGGCACCUAUUCCUCCAACAUCAGUCUCGGGACUCCUGCACUCGGUCACUAUGAUGCACCAUAGUGUUUUUAUUCAACCUAGUAAUUAAUACCUGCCUGACGUUUGGUAAUUACGCCAGAUGAGAAACAAUUGCAUAACUCGAUAUGUUUCUUCCGUUUCGUUUGUAAUGAAUAAUUUGAUCCAUCUGUUAAAAGAUACUUUUCUGAUCAUAUACAUAGAUGUUUCCAUUACAGUAGUUCAUAGACACAGAUGAUAUUAAAAUUGAUUUGGUGCGGGCACCUAUUAUAAAAGAUCAUACUGUAUCCUUUGUUAAAUAUAUACUUAAUAUGAGAAAAAUACUUGCUAAUCUCAUCGUUAUUACGUGUGAUAUUAUUCAAAAUUGUGAUUAAAACAACCAUGACCUGAUGUCUCAAACUGCUUUUUCAUAUUGUAUGUAUCUCAUCUUCACAUAUUUAUUCAACAGUUUUAAUUAUUUCUUCAUAUGUUUUGUGUGCUGACUUAUUUGCAUAAGGUGAUACAUGUAUCAUUUCCCCUUUGUUAUCAUAGUGGCAAAGCAUUUUUUUUCACUUUUCACACCGGGUAUAUUAUUGUGAUGUAACCUAAUUUAUUACCACCUAUUUUUUAGUUGUGUAUGAAGCUCAACCAACAUACCUUGUGAAUUCCAUCAACAAUGUGUUUUUGGUCUCACUGAGUGGGAUGAUUAUGGUAUGAAAUUCACUGAUAGAAAGGUUACUUAGUCAGAAUGACUGAUGAAAUCUUUUUGAAUGAAUAUGUACAGAGUUUCAAAGUCUACUCAUGAGAGCCAUGCAUUAACAUUGCAGCCUGUAACAGGUGCCUCAGUGAAAGACAGGGCUUGUGAACAUUACCAGGUCUUUCAUAAUGAACGUUCUCUGUUCUAGAUAAUACAAUAGAUGCUUUCAUUCUGGCAAAAAUUCAGCUGUAAAGUAAAGACACAUUUGCCCUUGUUUCAUUACUAUUUUUAGUUACAAAGAAUUAUAUUAUCAAGACAAACUUUAGAAAUUAAUUCAAUAUUCCUUCCUAAAAUGAUAUGAUAAAUCUUGUUUGUAAUAGACAGGCUGGUUGAACAUAUGGCUCAGUAUUUGUAUUUGAAUUGACUGGCCUCCAUUUUAUUUGUUUGCUAUCAAAGAGCAAAUGUUUCGUGCAAUCCUUAUACAUUUAUCUUGAAUAGUGCAAUAUUUUGUCGUGCUGCUUUUUGCACAUGGACCUUAUAACUUUAUUUAUGUAUUGUUUUCACCCGUUAACCCUCAAUCUCUCACACCCAUCUUGGUGUCUGUCCAGGCAACUUGCACCUCUCCACAUCACAUAUUUGUUUGAAAGAUCUAGUCCUUUGUCAUCAUACAUGUGAUGUAAUCACUUUAGACAAUGCCAGUUCAGGGCUAUACUAUUACACUAUUUGCCCCUGAUGAAGGGUUGUUAUGAAAUUGUGAUUACUCUAUCAUUGCUUGCAUAUAUUGCCGUUUUACAGGUAAGAUAUAUAAAAUUAUAACAUUAUAUUGAUAUAUAUCUCCAGUGGAUAUGUUUUUCUAAAUCAGUUGUGUAACUAUGAUAACAUUUCAGAAUUUCCUCUACUUUUCAUGCGUAAUGUGAAAUAAAAUUCAAAUUUCGACACAGUUCUGUAAUCGUGUGCAGCAGUAAUCGGUAUCACAUAUAUAUCAGAUCAUAAUGAUCCUCAUUAUUACAACCCUGGUUGUUUGAAAAGAAUGUAUGUUUUCAUUCCGUUUACAUUAUACAAACAACAUUGUUCAGAGUGUUUUGUUUGUUGACAGUUUCAUUCUUUGUAUCACCCAACGGGACAGACUAUAUACAUUUUCUAACACUAUAUUACCAAAUGUUUUCCAUAACCUUAUUCCCAAGAACUGCAGUGAUUUAUCAUAGAAAGUCAACUGAGGCAUCCACUUCCCAAGAACCAAGGUAUCAUAGGAGUGUUUUCAUUCUUUUUGCCUUUUGAUAUUUUUCUUAACUGAUUUGACAAUAUUGGAUUCCAUGGUUUCUAUUUAUUUUGCUCUCUGAAUUCAUUGAUUUAUUUAAUGGAUGGGCCUUGUUUGUUUUUCCUUGUAUAUACUACAUGCCAGAGCCCAUUCAUGUAUAUCAUCUUGGCUGCCGGUUGAUAUCUACUGUUCAGCUGUUGUCUUGAUGGGAGUGUGUACAUCUCAAGUUCAAAGAACUGGGAGAUUUGGCACUGUGUGAUGUGAGAUUAGACACAGUUUUAAUGAACUAGCAAUAAGGCCAUGAUAACAAGAUAACCAGGUAUUUGCUUCCUCUGUCAAUCCAAUCUGUAUGUUUGUCUGCUCUGAAAUAUCUUCUUCUUCGAAAGUAACUAAACAAACAAUUGGAUCAAAAUCUGGUAAUUGAGUUAUCAUGAUCUUGAAAAGACAGUUUUCAUUUUCAAUUUGUCAAGCAUAUUGAUUGCUUUGAUAAAGACAUUUUUGUUAUUGAAUGCCAAGAAAUUAUUUUACAAGGUUUGGAGGAAGAAGCAGCAGUGUUUGAAUUUUAAUGUGUGGAAGAUAUUAAUGUGCAGUGGAAGCUUGCUGUUGAACUUCUUGGAUGUACAAUGCAUCUUCAGUGUCAAGAACAAUUAUAACUGUCACCUUUGUUGAUGCCUGUGUUUUGUCAGAAACACAUCAUAUGAAAGUAACAUGCAACAUUUCUAUUCUACACUCAACAUAUUAACCUCCCAGGCACCUUUCUUCUUUGAAAAUUGUUUAAAAAAAAUUACAAGGCAAAUAAUCACAAAAUAUGAAGAAAAAAAACCAAUUGGUUGAUAUUAACUUUAAGAAUUCAAAUUUCAUAUUCUCUGAGAUGAAUUAUAUAAGAAAAGCUGUUAAAUUGUCAUGAAUUAAUUCUCAUUACAUAAUAUAAUGGCCAAUUGUUCAUUUCUUGGUUGAUUCCAGUAACUUCUAACAUGAAAAAAAUAGGAUCCCAUUGAUAAUUUGUUUCUUAAAAAGUCUUUAACAAUGUCUGUGUUUAUGCACAAGCACAUUUUCCUAAUUAGAUUCUUUGUUUCACAUGAAAACAUUUCCUUCCCAGAUUUAAGUAACUAUUUUAUACUGCAUGUCCGAUUUAGCAAGUGCCCCAUAGGUUCAUGAACACAAGGAACUGGUCAUUUGCUGAACCUGACAGUAUCAUUAUGUCUAGUGUCAGGCUUACUGUUCUGUCCACACCCAAAUACAUAAUACUUGUAUAUAACACAAACAUUACUGUGUUGUAGUUUCUUUGGAGCUUGAGUUCUGACCAAUAACUAGAGCUUCCGAUAGGGUUCUGGUCAUGGGUACUGUUCUUGUGUCGGAGAAGCCCACCCAAAGUCUUGCUGUUCAUGCCACAAGGUCUCUUGUAGAUACAAACACUCAUACAGUAGAAUGUCUUUUGUAAUAUUCUGUGCAUAAUUGGCUUUGAAACAAGUCAGUUGACUCUUUUUCAACUCUAGAAGCCUGAAUGUUUCUUUGCAAUACAAACACAAUGAUUUCCUUACACAACCUUACAACAUGGUAAUCCUGAUAUGAUGUCGCUGUUAGUCUGUUCCGACAUUUGCAUGCACUAUUGUUUAUUCCUCUAUAGAUAAGUCUUACUACUGCUGUAAGGCAAUGCCUGUACACCCUCUGUUUAUAAUUGCUGCCCGUGACCACCAUACCACAUUGGGCUGCCAUCAAGUGCAGGUAACUCCAGUAGGUGUGGGAUUGCAGCCAUGUGCAGUGAUGGAUCAGUGUUUAUGAUGGAAGUUCCAUGGCUGCAGUUACUGUCAUAGUGGUAUGAUUGUCAGUAUGUCAGACAGCCCUUCAGCAGCCUUGGUGAUGCAGUUGUCUGUUUGUCUCUGUAGGGACAGGCUACAUUACCCAUGCUGCUUAUGUGCCAGGGCCUCGUCUAUAUUCACUGUCAAGCUUUAGCUUCUGUCUGAAUGCCAUUGACUGUUUCCCUUAUUGUGGCCACCGAACAGGCCAAUCUGGUUUUAUUUUCACCAUGUGACUCUUGUUGGAUUUGUAAAUAAAAUUUUUAUCUCCUA
Messenger RNA from Haliotis rubra (blacklip abalone), 8442 nucleotides. RefSeq names its product voltage-dependent L-type calcium channel subunit beta-1-like. The record is from RefSeq and is a predicted model, not a curated record. Gene Ontology annotation, cellular component: voltage-gated calcium channel complex. Lineage: Eukaryota; Metazoa; Mollusca; Gastropoda; Lepetellida; Haliotidae. Gene Ontology annotation, molecular function: protein binding; high voltage-gated calcium channel activity. Gene Ontology annotation, biological process: chemical synaptic transmission; calcium ion transmembrane transport; neuromuscular junction development.